CAGCAGCCGAUGGAUUAGUCUCACAGAAAGUUCAAAGAAAUUAUUCUUCAUUGGCUUUGGUCUUACAGCAUAAACCACUGCGUAUUCACCAAAUAGGGUUUCUUUUAUUUUUAAGAGACCUAUUAUUUGGUGAAACACAUUUCACCAAAUAAUAGGUCUCUCAUGUAAACACGGAAACUCGAUACGAUUGGACUUUGUGUCACGCGUUAUACAAACUUGUGCUUUGUUUUCCGGAACAUAUAUAUUUGGUGUUUAUGUGUCGUUGUUACUGUUAGUCAGGCGAUUUGAAGGUCAAAUACGAGAUAAAUAAAUCAGAUCCCUUAGAAGACUAAGAAGUGUUACAUUUGACAAAAUUCUAUAGUUCUGCUACCAUUAUUGUUGCUCUAUAUUCUCGUUUAUGUGUAUACAAGCAAUUACAGAGUUAAGUAUAGUGUUUCACUUAACAAAUAUGGCCAACGACCAUACAAGCAGUACUGUAGUUAUUGAACAAUGCGGUCAGCUGAACGUAGUUGCAGGAGAACCCUCAAGCUCACAACACAGACUUCAACGAUCGAUUAGCAGUGUAGGUCAACUUAUAGCGCAUUUUAAAGAAACACAAAGUUAUAAAUCUGUCCGAUCUGCUGCUUCAGAGCACAGACACUGCGAUGCUAUUAUUCAUUGUUAUGGAUUCCCAGGAGCAGGAAAGUCCCAGAUCAUGCGAAAGAUAGCCCGAGAAUUUCCCUAUUGUGAGGCGCCUCUGAGCGUACGGUGGCAUAUGGAAUGUAAAGACAAAAAGCAGAGUGUAAAGCAUUCAUUUACCGAUCUAGUUGCAGAGAUAUACAGAAAUAAUCUAGCUCCCGAGGAUUCGGCGCCACAAGAUUCCGUCCUUGGCGCUUUACAAAACAAUCGUUCAGAGUCAUUCGUCAACCUCCUAAUUUCUCUUAGUAUUCCUGUACUUAUUAUUGCGGAGGAUGUCUCCCAAAAAAAUGUUGAUCCUGGCGACUAUGAACUGUUUCUUGAUUUUGAAUGUUGUCUAGGUAAAAACGUACCGCGGUCAGAGUCACCCAUUCACGUUUACAAAACUACCAGAAUGCUUGGCAAUACUCUUCAAACAGAAGAAAGGGAAAGUCUUUAUCGCGAACAAAAUAGAGUGUACAAACAUAUCAAAGUUGAAGGUUUCAUCCAAAACGAAGCUAUAAACUACCUUCUUCCAGACUGUACUGGUGCUUCGCGACAAGAGAGACAAUCUGCUAUUGACAUUUGGAAACGAUUUAGUGGUUCACCCUUAGGUAUCCGUACAGCAAAAGCUUAUUGCAAAGAGUAUAAAUUAUCUUACGUUACUUACAUAGAGAGAUUAAAGAAAGAUGAAGUAUCAGUCCGUGAACUUGAAAGUGAACUCCUUGAGGAUGAGUACGGUCCUAGUGUCCACCACAUCUUCCACGCAAUUACGAUGCAAUUUAAACCAGGUCAGCCAAACGAAACGAGAAGUUUGCAAGUUUGGAAAGUACUGAAAUGCUUAUCCUACCUUCAUUACACAUGCAUACCACGUUUUUUGGUGAAAAGGUUUUGCCAAUAUUUCCGUAGCUUUGAUGAAACUCGAAAUGCGCGUGUUGCCAACAGAAGGGACGCCGAUUAUCUUAUCCAAAAACUGAAAAGACACGAAUUGUGCAGCGUGAACAAUAAUGGUGACAUGACAUUCCACGAAGUCGUGUUUCACGCAUUUCGCACCUGCAAGGAGAUAUCUCGGGAUGUUAACCCCAUUGUAUGCGCCGUUGAAGUGAUCGCUUCUGUGAGCUGCAAGGACCUGAGACAAAAGAAGUACAUGAAAAGGGUGCUAAGACUUUUGCCACACAUACUAAGUCUUUUAGACCACAUUGGACCUAUGAAUAUUGGCAAUGGAGACGACCCUAUGUUUCAACUUUUGAUUGGUCACGUAUACGAAGUGUUCGGAGCUCACGGUUGCCGUCUAGCGCUCGAGUACAAGGAAAGAUGUAACAAAUAUCUGCAGAAGGCUUUUGAAAUCGUAUGCGAAGUUGCAUUCAACCGAAGCAUGUCUUUUCCAGAAUUUGAGAACAUCCACCGUGAAGGACAAGACACUCGUGAUGUGGACAAGUUGAUAGAAGAAUGUCGAAAUGCUGGCAACAAACUCGGUCCUGGGUUUAUCGACAACUACAUACAAAAAGUUUUGAUUCUUCGCCCAGAUAGCCAUGACUUCCAAUUUUUACAAAAGCUUUGUGCUGAUGGCCAGGUAAGCACAAGGUUAACCCAAGUUAAGGAAACAUUGGAAGCAAAUCCAGUGACAUCAUUACAAAUUCUGCAAGAGUUAAGGCACUGUCGAGUCUUUUUGGAAGAAAAUGACUAUGCUAAUAUAUUUUUUGGAGAAAGAAUAGCCUCUAUUUUGCAUUCCGCGAGUCGAGUAAUAUUUGACCAAGAUAACGCAACCUACGAAGAACAUAAACGUAGAUUGUGGAUGUCUAACAUGACGUUUGCAAUUUCUCGGAAAUGUCGCAAUCAGUUUGGCACUGGUCUCCUUCAUGAGCAUAUUUCGCAACUUGCAGGAGUAGUCCCGAUCAAACUGAUUACAAAUAAGCUGCAAACGGAUUCAAACAUGAAAAAGAGGGAAUUGAGGCAACUCAAAUUGGAUUGCGAGAAUGCUAUACAGAAAAACAGAACAUUGGAUUAUCAAUUGUACGAACAUGGAUUAGCAAGAGAAACAAAAGGGAGCGUGUACAACGAACUGAGAAUGCAAAGGCAAAUGGUCAGAAUACACACAAGUCUAGUUAGAGAUGUUUCGAUCGCAGAGUUUAUUGAAGAAGGAAGGGCUGUCUGCAACGAACUGUUUCGUGAUGCUUGUAGUAACACGGAUGAAAUGGUUGCUUUCAAGUGCUUUGUUCACUGUGGGAAGUUCUUUACUGCUAUAGGGGAGCACCAGGAAGCUAUUCGCUGCUAUCAAAAGUUCUUUGAUGCCGAAGAAGAAAGCAGUGUGCGCCCCCCUUAUUACAUACAUGCAUGGGCAGUGAGCAACUACGGUGAAAGUGUUCACAAAGGACGACUACUUGACUUGUAUGACAAUGUGGUUCGUCGUUGUCGGGAGGUUAAUGAUUCAACUGAACGAAUUACCAUGAAAGUCCACAAUCAGUUACGCGAGCUUCCUGAAAAGCUUAUAUAAUUCUUGCAGCGUAUACCCGCAGUUACAACUUAAAUCUUUUAGUCAUUUGAGCUAUUUUAUAAUUUUUUAUCACUGUGUAUAUUUCAUAAGA
Ciona intestinalis (vase tunicate) is the source of this 3239-nucleotide messenger RNA. RefSeq lists its product as uncharacterized. The record is from RefSeq and is a predicted model, not a curated record. Lineage: Eukaryota; Metazoa; Chordata; Ascidiacea; Phlebobranchia; Cionidae.